AUGAGAGAUAAUGUUAUGAGAGAUAAUGUUAUGAGAGAUAAUGUUAUGAGAGAUAAUGUUAUGAGAGAUAAUGUUAUGAGAGAUAAUGUUAUGAGAGAUAAUGUUAUGAGAGAUAAUGUUAUGAGAGAUAAUGUUAUGAGAAAAAAAAAAUAUGUUAAUGCUUUGCGUUGCAAAGAUUGCAAUGUUGACUUUAAGACUCAUUCAGAGUUAAACAAUCAUAAUUACGGCACUCAUGUGGAUAAAACAAAAGUCUUUAUUGGUAAUGACACCAUUAUGGAAGUUAGCAAGGUUGAUGGCAAAUUUAAUUGUCCUGAAUGCUCAAGCAAGCUCAGUACUCCUACCACAUUUAGCGCCCAUCUUAAAAAAAAGCAUAACGGCCACUGCGAAGCCAUUUCAAACAAAACAAAGCGACGAAGCCUCGAAGAUAAUAACAACGAUAAUUCUACAACCAUAUCAUUGAAACAUCGAAAGUUACAAAGCCUGAAUCUAAAUUUAGAUGAAAUUGAUUCAUCUCGAUCUCCAAAAGCUCUUGAUAAAAACACUGCUAUAUUGUUGGCAUCUGGUACAUCUUUAGGGUCAACUCGUGAAAAAGAGAAUUCUAUAAUGUUGGCAAGAAUUGGAAAUUUGGAACCAAUAUCCAUAGUGGGUGGAAGUGGUAAAACUUAUCAUUUUCUAAAAUCGUCAGACAGCAUAAGUGAUGUGCUAACCGAUCAACCUUCUGGUUCUUGGACCCUUCCAGCAGCCGAUACAACAGUCAUACAAAACUCUUCAUCCUCAAGCGUUGACAGCCUUCUGGAUCAUAUUAUAAAUACAAGUCCACUCUAUAACCACUUAUUUGAUCAAAAAUACGUGGAGCUUACAAUGGAAGUUACAGAGUUAAUAAACCAGGAUUGGACUUUCUUUCCUCAGCUUAGGUAUGUCACCUCGCAAAUUUUUGCUGGGGCAAUCCUAGUGAAUAAGACAUCAGCAUUACUCUUGAAUUGCAUAGAAUCAUAUGGAAGAUCGAAGACCGUUGAUGCACACCAUGAGCGCAGAAUUGGAACUGCAAUGAAUACAUCCUCUUUUCCCAAAAAACAACCAAAUUACGGAUGGAUUAAUAUUAUUACCACUCACGAAGACGGAGCAACCAAACUAAAAAUUGGCACAACGGUCAGUAAUCUGUUGGUGACCUCAAGUAUACGCAUAGACAAAAACUCAAUAACAAAGAAUAUUGUGGAACUAGGACCAACCACCAGAAAAGUGUUAGCGAAGGAUGACUCAACAACCAGUAUUGAUGUAGGAAAUUACUUCUAUCAACUUAGACAACUCAGAUCAAAAUUUCAUUGUUUAUCCACAUAUACUUUAUGUCGUUCAUCCAGUACAUUUGCAUAUGAUAUUUCCUACAGACCUUACACGAUUUGGACCCUAUGCGACUAUGAUUCUUCCCAACAAACAGACUCACAAUCUCAAUUGCUAUCUCAACUGUUUCAAACAAUCGCCACUUCAGUUAUCAACAAUGGCAUAUUGGCCCAAAUCAAACUAGAUGUUCUAAAUGAUCUAUGUAGCAAAUUGAAAAAUGGAGCAAUAAAAUAUACCAUCCGUGAAUUUAUUGAUCAACAAGAGAAAUCAUUUGCAGUCAUCAACAAUAUGAAACUGAACCAAUUACUCACAAUUUUAGCUGAUUCGAUGACUACAUCUAUUAAAAAUGCCAACGCAGUGGUGAACAGUAAUUUUACAACACUUCAGCGUAAAUAA
Messenger RNA from Mucor mucedo, 1734 nucleotides. RefSeq lists its product as uncharacterized. The transcript is spliced from 4 exons. The record is from RefSeq and is a predicted model, not a curated record. The coding region runs from base 1 to 1734 and encodes 577 amino acids. NCBI's taxonomy places the organism in Eukaryota, Fungi, Mucoromycota, Mucoromycetes, Mucorales, Mucoraceae.